CGGCGUGUCCCCCAUGAGCUGGGGUUCGCUCGCCAAAGGGGCGGCAGCCAUGGCAGCCAGGCCUCGACCCGUGGUCCUGAGCGGCCCCUCGGGCGCGGGGAAGAGCACGCUGCUCCAGAAGCUCUUCCAAGAAUACGGCAACAUCUUCGGCUUCAGCGUCUCCCACACCACGAGGAGCCCCAGGCCCGGGGAGGAGAACGGCAAAGAUUACCACUUCGUGAGCCGCGUAGAGAUGCAGCGAGACAUCGAGGCGAACAAGUUCAUCGAGCACGCAGAGUUCUCCGGGAACCUGUACGGCACGAGCAAAGCAGCCGUGCAGGCGGUGCAGGCCGCCAACCGCAUCUGCGUCCUGGACGUCGACCUGCAGGGCGUGCGCAGCAUUAAGAAGACCGACCUGCAGCCCAUCUACAUCUCCAUCCAGGCCCCCUCCCUGGACGUCCUGGAAAAGCGGCUGAGAGCCAGGAAGACGGAAACGGAGGAGAGCUUACAGAGGAGGCUUGCCGCCGCUCGGGCCGACAUGGAGAGCAGCAAGGAGCCCCAUCUCUUCGACCUGGUAAUCGUCAACGAGGACGUGGAGGAAGCUUAUUGUUCCCUGAGAGGGGUCCUGGCUGAGGAGAUCCAGAAGGCCCAGCGCGCCGCCUCCUGAGCGGCCACCCCGGCGUCCGGCUUCCCAGCCCCUCGCUCCAAGAGUCACAUUCCCCCGAAUCGUGCCCACUGCCUCCUUGGAGUAGCCCAAGGCCCCUCGGGAGCUCGGUGGAGCGCGGCUUGGGGCCCCCCGGCCACCCGCGCCCACAGACUUGACCGCUCCUGGUGUGGGGCUCGCCCGGCUGGCGUGGGGGGGGCCCGGAUGGGCCAGCGCGGCCCGAGGCCCCGUGAUGGCCGCCUGGGCCCGGGCACGAACGGGUUAGGACAAGCUACCGCAGUCACGGUCCUCGCUCCCAGGUCCCCCCGGUCCGGCCCCUCUCAGCCGCCCGGGGGAAGGGCCGGACUGUUCCCGAUGGCCAUCGGGGUGGUGUCCGGAGCAGAGCCGGUCACUGUAAUAAAGAACCCACCGGUUGCGGCGAAA
Tachyglossus aculeatus (Australian echidna) is the source of this 1066-nucleotide messenger RNA. RefSeq names its product guanylate kinase 1 (gene GUK1). Lineage: Eukaryota; Metazoa; Chordata; Mammalia; Monotremata; Tachyglossidae. The transcript has 8 exons. Bases 14 to 646 code for a protein of 210 amino acids. The record is from RefSeq and is a predicted model, not a curated record. Gene Ontology annotation, cellular component: cytosol. Gene Ontology annotation, molecular function: GMP kinase activity. Gene Ontology annotation, biological process: purine nucleotide metabolic process.